Vespa velutina is the source of this 3550-nucleotide messenger RNA. RefSeq names its product 2-phosphoxylose phosphatase 1. Gene Ontology annotation, biological process: dephosphorylation. The record is from RefSeq and is a predicted model, not a curated record. Lineage: Eukaryota; Metazoa; Arthropoda; Insecta; Hymenoptera; Vespidae. The coding region runs from base 1636 to 3111 and encodes 491 amino acids. The transcript is spliced from 4 exons. Gene Ontology annotation, molecular function: phosphatase activity.
UCUCUUUCUCUUUCUCUUUCUCUUUCUCUUUCUCUUUCUCUUUAUCUUUCGCUUCCUCUUUCUCUUCUCCUCUUCCUCUUUUGCCUAGAAAACGCGAAUGUACCUUUUAAAAAGGGGCUAAUUUCUGAACACUUGUUACGUCAGACUCUUAUCACGGUCCGAGAUAGAAUGUAGGUUACGAAUCGACUGUUUACGUAGGAAGAACUACUACAACGAUGAAAAUAUUAACUAACUUUUUCAUAUUUAUUUACCUGAUUUUACGUCAUAUUACAGCGAACACGAUCCUUCUUUGCGUACAUACGUGUGUAUGUCAUAUGAUGUAUAUACAAACGUUCGAAUCGAGUAUAAUAAUAGAUAAUAAUAAUAUUUCUUUUAUACCUAUAUUCCCUCUCCCCAUUCUCUUUCUCUCUCUCUCUCUCUCUCACUCACCCUCUCUCACUCUCUCUCUUUCUCUCUCUCUCUCUCUCUCUCUCUCUCUCUCUCUCUCUCUCUCUCUCUCUCUCUCUCUGAGUUACUCGAAAUCCGUAUUUCGAUCGAUUUCACUGCUCGUUGCUUUGCUCGGUCGUUGCUCGUACAAAAGUUAACACAUUUCUUUGAUCCUACAAACGCAUAAAUGAAUCAAUAAUAAUAAUAAUAAUAAUGAUAAUAAUAAUAAUUCAACAAUUUUUCAAUGCAUAUAUAAUUACGAUUUUUCUUUUUCUCAAAAGAUAACCUUUAAAUAAUACGCGAUAAAAAAAGAACUUCUAAUACGAAUAAUAUUAUUGAUAUUAACUGACCUUAAUGUUCUUUUUAUAUAAAACGUCGAUUUUAUUAUUAUUAUUAACGACGUACCUAAGAAAAGCUAAGAAGAUACAUAUGUAUGUAUGUUACAUAUGUACAUAUGUACGUAUAUGCAGGUCAGUGGUUCUUAACAUUUUCUCAAGUACGAGAAUCCCUAUUUAACCUCAAAAAAGAAAUGUUACAGAAUCUUUUCGCGUUUGUCUCUCAUUUAUUUUACCAUCGAUAGGAAAUUCGUAUAUAGACGACGUGUUAAUCCAAUUAUAAUUAAUUGUUAUUUUAAUGAUUUCUUUUUUUUUCUUUUUUUUACUCUAUACUCACGACUUCCGUCUUCUCUAAUUCCUUGGUUCAAAGACUAGAGAUACCGGAUGAAGAGUAUCAACGUUUAUUAACUACGUACAUAUGUACAAGUGUUUAAAGUAAUCAACGUUAAUAAAUAACGUAAAAUGAUACUUACGAUUAUUUAUUUAUUUAUUUAUUUAUUACGUAAAAGACUAAUAUGAUUAACGUUUAAUCGAUAAAUAUCUUGUAUUAUGUAUUAUUUUGUUACGUAAAAAUAACAAUGUAUUUGGUAUAUAUCAACGUCAAAUUUGAAAUUUCAGUGAGCUUGCGAGAUAGAGUCAAUGAAAUGUUUAAUUAAUCGAACUUAUCAAAAUUUAUACGAAGAAUUACUCGUCGAUAAAAAUAAUCGAUGGGUAAUAAAAUGGCUAAUAAAAACGUAUCGAUAAAAAUUUCAUUGUUAUUCUUUUCAUAGUAUCAUAGUACAGUUUUGUUCUAAUAUCUAAAAAAUUAGCGUAGUGUUUAUCGUCGGGCAUUCAAAAAUUACAAAGAGGGAAUUGAUUAAUAAAAAUAAUAGGAAUGUACAAAUAUAUUGGAAUCGAUGAGAAGAGUUCGAUGCAAGCUAGAACGUUGAACGGUGAUUUGUUGAUAAGAGAAUAUCCGCGUAAUUUGAAAUCGGAUAUUAAAACGAAGAAGAUAUUUCGAUUUUGUAAUUCACCGAAUGACAUUAAAACAGAGGUCGAAGGAAAAAUUGACGGGAGUUUAACAUUGGGCGGUAUAGUGAUGUUUAUUCGUCAUGGAGAUCGAGGACCCUUGGCUCAUAUAAGAAAUAUAAGCGCAGUUAAUUGCGGCGGCGACUUUGGUACACUUCCGGAAUUAGAAAACGUUUAUUCAAAUUAUCUAGCUUUUCUACAAAACGUCUCGAGUUAUUCCAGAACGGCAUGGGCACAAUUUUUAGGACCAUUCCAUGGUUUUCCAAUGUUACCAAGUAAUUCAAAGGAUUGUAAGAUAGGACAACUUACGACGCUCGGUAUUGGACAAUUGUUAAAAACCGGAAUCACAUUGAGAAAUGCGUAUUACCAUAAGCUUAAUUUAGGAAACGGUACUAUAUCAAGCAAGGAUGUAGUUGUUUAUAGUACCAGAUAUAGAAGAACGGUACAGAGUGCCGUUGCAUUGUUGUAUGCGCUAUUAGAAAAUGAUACCUUUCAAAAUCUUGCUAAGAUAACGUUACAGGAAAGUCAAAGUUAUGCAUUUUGUAACGUCGAUUGUGUCUGUCCAGCUGCCGAAAGAUUUUUUAAGCAACACUUAAAGGAAAUGUCAGAUCAUUUGAAAUCUCAUCCGGCAGUGACCGAUUUGAUAAGACAGGCAUCGAACGCGGUUUUCGAAAUUCCAGAACAAGCUCAAUCCAUUGAUCCAAAUACCUUAAGAGACGCUCUAUUAACUUACGUCUGUCACGGUGCCUCCUUGCCAUGUGUAGACUUUGAAACGCAACGAAUUUGCGUUAAAACCGAACACGUAACUGGUCUUUUCGCAUAUACCGAAUGGGAAGCUAAACAACUUGCUAAGAGUAACAGUAGAAAAAAAUAUGGUUUACUUAGAGCAUACGGACUAUUACGUAGUAUAGUAACUUAUAUGCUUCGCAUUAUAUCUGAAGCGAAACCAAAAAUAGUUUUAUACUCUGGUCACGACAAAACAUUAGAAUAUCUUGCCACUGCGUUGGGCAUAGUAUCCGAUAGAGUAACUAUACCGCAUUAUGCUUCUCGUUUUAUUAUCGAAGUAUAUAAGAUUAAUUCUAAAAACGAGGAUCACGUUGCCAGUGAUUUUUAUUUUCGCGUAUUGAUUAAUGGUAAAGAUUUCACGCAAAAAAUACCAUUUUGUAGAAAUGCCAAUUUUUAUAGCGCGACGUACGUCGAACACGAUGACACUAACAAAACGAAAAGAGAUUCUAAGCUCUGUCCGAUCGAAACGAUUAUAAGACACUUGCACGAUGAUUAUUUUGUACCUUUCAAUGCAACCAAUUUUAAAGAUGCAUGCUCCGCCAGAAAACACGUAUAGUUUUAAUUAUAAGAUAUAUAAUCGAUGAAAGACCACGAACUGUUAAUUUUUGUUUAAUUAUAACAUAAUUAAUUUAUAAUUAGAAUAAGUCAUUCUGUUUAUACCAAUUCUUAUAAAAAGUUAUGUUCUAAUUUUAUUAUAUAUUUUAUAUAGUUUAUUUUUAUAUAUAUAUAUAUAUAUAUUUUUUUUUUUUUCUUCAACAUUCCUUAAUGCGUUUUUAUAUACCUGUAAAUAAUCUAUAUUGAAAUAUUUAAAAGGAGCAAUCAAGACAAUGACUGUAGAUAAUUUAAUUUUUAAUAUAAUGUCAUAUAUUAAUAUCGAAAAGAAAGUAUUAGAUGAUAUUCUAAUAAGACUUACACACGUAUUAUUAUUGCAUUGCGAGAUAUAAUAAUUUUCAUUGAAAGCGAGCAAAGGAAAACAAAAAAAAUAAAUAAAUAAA